Molecule: messenger RNA, 1610 nt
Organism: Ectocarpus sp. CCAP 1310/34
Lineage: Eukaryota; Phaeophyceae; Ectocarpales; Ectocarpaceae
Source: the annotation of a GenBank genome assembly
AUGAGCCGGGUCUUGCUCUCAUCAGACAACCACAAGACCAGCGUUGGACACAACGCAGCCGUUGUCGAGUACUGCACGCUCAAAGAGGGGCCUCUCAGCUAUCGGCCGAUGGCGAAGCCGAAGGGCAGGAGGCAGCCAACUGGUGGUGUAGUUGGACGCCCUUCCAAGUCGGACAAGAGAGCCAAAACAGCAGCAGCGAGAGGUCCGUUGGCCCAGGAGAGACUCCAAGCUGAGCUCGAGCAGCAACGUGCAGCGCUCGCGGCGGACAGAGCAGAGAUGGCGCAGAGGGAGCAAGCGCUCAGAGCGAAGGAGGCUGCGUUCGCCAAGAAGGAGCAAGAAAUGGCGCGCGCCGCUGCACCGCGGGAAAUGCGUGAGCAGCAGGAUGUUGAGCGCGUCCAAGCAGCAGCUGCUGCUGCGGCGGAGAAGGUUGCUCAGGGCCUGGACUACAUGGACACAUCUGUGCACGAGGUGAAGCCGAAGAAGGGCGAGGUCUGGACCCAGUUGCAGUCAAGGAUGGUCCUCAUGCUACUCUUCGACCUCCGCAAGGGAGGUUGCUCUGAGAAGGAGGCGGUGUUGAAGGUCGCGCGCACUUUCAAGAUCGGCCACGACAAGGUCAGACGCAUCAACAACCACUGGUGGGAUCACCGCCAGUUGUACGAGACCACCGCCGUGGGGAGAGGCAAGACGGCAAAGAAGGAUGAUGGGCGACGCCGCCUCACCGAAGUACAAGAAGAUCAACUUCGCGAGUUCAUCAAUGACGAGCACAAGGCCGGUCGUCAAGUCUUUCGCCGCACGGUGGCAGAAUGGAUGCACAGGACUUGCAACAUGGAGCAGCCGUCCAACGGUUCGGCAGGAGGGCUGCUGAGUAGGCUCGGCUGCAAGCGUCGUAGAGGCAGGAUCAAAACGCCACCGUUAAAAGCCGAAAGACUUGCUCGCAUUCGUCGGUUUCUUGUUGAGAUGGUCAUGGCAAAGAGGGCAGAGGAUGCUGGGUUAGCAGUGAUCGUGUACGUGGAUGAGAGUUUUGUCCACCAGGCUCAUGGUUCCCCCUAUUCUUACUUUCCUUCGGACGACGAUGGAGUUGUGCAGGAUGGGAUUGGUCGCACAACGGGGAAGGGCUUGCGCAUGAUCAUGGUGCAUGCAAUCACGAAGUGGGGGCCGUUGGCUAAGCUUUGUGAUGGGUUACCGAUCGAAGAGGGCUGGUUCAAGGAAACGGGUAGCGGCAAGAAGGAAAUGGAAGAUGAGGAGACAGUAGAGUUUCUGUGGCAGGCUACGUUGGCAAAGGGCGAUUACCACGCAGCAAUGACCGACUCGAUGUUCAUGGAGUGGCUUGAACACCGCCUUAGCCCUGCGUACAACGCGAUCCCGGAGUUCAAAGGCAAGCGGAUGGUUCUUGUUCUUGACUACGCCUCAUACCACCAUGGAUUUGACGCGGAAGUCAAAAGUGCCGGAAACCAACACCAAGAAGCACAACGUCGAUCUGUUGCGUAUGUUUGGGGCCAAGUCGAUCAGGGUUAGGCGUAAGGAGGGCGAACAGGGCGUUGUUGAGUACAACUUCGAGGUACCGACAGAGCCUGGUUCUUCAUUCCCUGCAGGGAACAGGGAGGGCGGUG